This is a messenger RNA of Bombyx mandarina (wild silkworm), 1464 nucleotides long. RefSeq names its product retinoblastoma-like protein 1. NCBI's taxonomy places the organism in Eukaryota, Metazoa, Arthropoda, Insecta, Lepidoptera, Bombycidae. Gene Ontology annotation, cellular component: nucleus; transcription regulator complex; chromatin. Gene Ontology annotation, biological process: negative regulation of G1/S transition of mitotic cell cycle; regulation of transcription by RNA polymerase II; cell differentiation. The record is from RefSeq and is a predicted model, not a curated record. Gene Ontology annotation, molecular function: RNA polymerase II transcription regulatory region sequence-specific DNA binding.
GUUGAUGUCAAAUUUGUCAAAUUCGGGAGAACUUUGUGCUGCAUAUUUAUUUUGUUGAUCUUGUGUUAAGAAUUUUAUCUUUCUGAAAUUAGGUAACUUAAUCGAAUUAAUUCAAUAAUCAUGCCCAAAUCAGACGAAAACGAAGAUUGGAUUGAGAAGAUGGAGGAUCUUUGUUCUAAUUUAAACGUCGAUUCAUCAGCUGCGAAGAAAUCGAAAGAUUCUUUUUCAGAAAUAAAACGAAAUUAUAUACUAGAUGGUGAUGAAUUACAUUGGAUGGCAUGCGCAUUGUAUGUGGCUUGUAGGACAUCGGUCACUCCUACAGUGCAAACAGGAAAAGUGGUGGAAGGGAACUGUGUCAGCCUGACAAAACUUUUGAGAUUAUGUAAUCUAAGCUUAAUUCAGUUCUUCAUCAAAAUAAAAAACUGGAUGGAGAUGGCCUCAAUGUCUACAGAUUUUAAAGAAAGGAUAUCUCGUUUGGAACACAAGUUUGCAGUCUCUUCAGUACUCUUCAGGAAGUUCCAACCGAUUUUCAUGGAACUGUUUGUUGGGUUAACAAAUGAGCCUGUAAAACAAGUCUCGAAGAGAAGACCAAAACUGCAACCAUGUUCAACAAAUGCCUUGUUUGAGUUUACAUGGUGUUUGUACAUUUGUGUGAAAGGAGAAUUCCACAAUUCUGCUAAUGACUUAGUAGAUAUGUAUCACAUAUUACUAUCAUGUUUGGAUUAUAUAUUUGCCAAUGCAUUUAUGGCCCGAAGGGUAGACAUUAUUAAUCCUGAAUUUAAAGGAUUACCUACAGAUUGGACUAAAAAUGAUUUCAAAAUGCCAAAAACUCCUCCAUGUGUAAUUUCUACUUUAUGUGAGAUCAAGGAUGGCUUAUCGAAAGAGGCAACCACCAUGAAAGAAUAUAGCUGGAAACCUGUUAUUGAUUCUUUUUUUGAAAAAGGGAUACUGAAAGGCAAUAAUAGUGAGCCUACGCUUGGAAUUCUAGAUUUGGGAGUGUUUGAUGUAAAUCUUAAAUCACUGAACAACUUGUAUGAAACAUAUGUUCUCAGUGUAGGAGAAUUUGAUGAAAGGAUUUUUUUAGGCGAACAAGCAAAUGAACAAAUUGGAAUGAAGAACAAAGUGUCUGGUGAUGAGAUCUCAGAAGUAAUAGCUAAUUUCGGUCCUGUUCCUAUUCAAGAAAAUGUAUGGAUACUAUCCGUUCUUGUAUUCAUCACUUUAUGUGACUGGUCCACUACACCGUCUAGACGAUACCUACAGUACUGCAUAGUGGGCGCCGAAGGUCUGGCUUCGCCGGUACCCGUCCCAUCAAUUUCGUCCCCGGAAAUUUCUCGAAGGACUUCGUCUUGGGAGAUACACAGAGGACGGCAUACAGGACACACCUUCCUGCGUCUCACCACCGGGUUGACAGCCAAGCACAAGACGCACCCGCAGUCGGAACCCAACAGUCCCUAUAGGAACUGA